AUGUCCCGAGCCAUAGACCCAAAAAUAGCCGCAAACCUCAACUCCGUCAACCUACAACAAGUAUACGAAGAACUAACGCAAACCCUCACCCUCCCCUCCUCCCCAUCCACCGCCCUCCUCGAAAUCGAAAUCCUCAAAGAGUUCCACUUCCCCCCCGGCCAAACCAUCCUCAAAGACAACAACUUCAUCGCCAUCUCCAAACUCGCCCUAGUCCAAUCCUUCCUCUUCGCCCGAACCCGUCUCAGAGCCUACCAAACCGACCCCUCCCUCUUCAGCUCAGACGACAUAUCCUCCGCCACAUUCACCAUCCUCCUCUUCGACCCCGAGCACCUCACAGCAGCCAACACCAGAAAACGACUUCUCCAGUCAGAAUUGCAAAGGCAAAACUCUGACCAUAGAACGGUGUUGGAACAAGAAAAGAGGACGGUAGACAGUCUCCUCACAAGCAGACUACACCGACACACCAAAUCCCCCGUGUUAUGGAGUCAUCGGCGGUGGCUCAUCACCCAGUACGCAAAGUAUGGUCUGUCAGUUGAAGUCACGGGUGAUAUCGAGAGGAUUGUCUGCGUGGCUGGGGAGAGACAUCCCCGGAACUACUACGCUUGGUGUCACGCCAGGUUUUUGGUCAACAUCAGCAACAACAACUUCAACCGUGGGAAGCUGUUGGAAAUAGUCCAGACUUGGUGCGCUCAGAAUCACACCGACAUAUCAGGGUGGUCAUUCCUGUCUUUUCUCCUCGGCCGUGACAAGGACGCACCGGGGGUGAUAGCCAAGGUGUUGGAUCUGGUCGAAUCUCUCCGGUUGUCAAACGAGUCUGUCUGGGUGUUUUUGCCGACUUUGGCAGCGGCGGGUGUCAUGACGGAGGAGGCUUAUUCCAGGUUUUUGGAGAUUCAAAAGGAGCUGCUGGAGAUGGAGACGACGGCGGUGGCAGACAAGGCGGUGUUGAGGAGGGCGGUGGAGUGGUGUGAGACAUAUCGGAGUCCAUCAGCAGACAGAGUACGCGGCUGA
Messenger RNA from Podospora anserina S mat+, 1008 nucleotides. RefSeq lists its product as uncharacterized. NCBI's taxonomy places the organism in Eukaryota, Fungi, Ascomycota, Sordariomycetes, Sordariales, Podosporaceae. The transcript has a single exon. Gene Ontology annotation, biological process: protein prenylation. The record is from RefSeq and is a predicted model, not a curated record. Gene Ontology annotation, molecular function: protein prenyltransferase activity. The coding region runs from base 1 to 1008 and encodes 335 amino acids. Gene Ontology annotation, cellular component: cytoplasm.